Messenger RNA from Ostertagia ostertagi, 234 nucleotides. The record is from the annotation of a GenBank genome assembly. NCBI's taxonomy places the organism in Eukaryota, Metazoa, Nematoda, Chromadorea, Rhabditida, Trichostrongylidae.
AUGCUUCUGUCGAUUCCGCAGAGUGGUAGAUUUUACGAUGCUGCAAGCUCCAUGAACGCAGCCCCAUGUAUUGUAUAUCAGUUAGCAGGCCCACAGGGCGUCACUAAUCUACCAUAUGUGUUGAACUUCCCAACGUUACCACCACCAGCCCGAGAAGACUGCGCCAUAACCGCCAUGGCACAAGAUUUGAGACAGAAAAGCGAUCGAGUGACCGAGACCACCGCACACAAGUGA